This is a messenger RNA of Pimephales promelas (fathead minnow), 2535 nucleotides long. Lineage: Eukaryota; Metazoa; Chordata; Actinopteri; Cypriniformes; Leuciscidae. The record is from RefSeq and is a predicted model, not a curated record.
CACGAAACGGCCUCGACGGUCUUCCGUCGUAAAAUAUCCAUAAAAUCGUUGUGUUUGCAUUACAUAUAAGACAUAUUACAAGAAAUGGACGUUUACGCUCGUACGCUGAAGUGAUACUUGAUAUUCUGCAAGCAAGAUUGUUUGGUGAAAUCGUUUAACAUGGAAUCCGGAGGACAAAGACGCAGAUUGGAGUACUGGUGGAUUUCUCUGUGUUUCUUUUUACUGCUGUGUUUCAAGCAGCAGAUUUCAGCUCAAGUAAGAUAUUCUAUUUCAGAGGAGGUAAAAGUGGGAUCUAUUGUGGGAAAUAUUGCUAAGGAUUUGGGUCUCGAGAUCAGCGCUUUAGAGGACAGACGGUUUCGUAUUGUUUCUGGGUCUGAUGAAACGCUUUUCCAAGUAAAUCAGAACAAUGGGAUUUUGUAUGUGCAUAAACGGAUCGACAGAGAAGAUGUUUGUGACGGAAACACGGCUUGCAUUGUGAACAUUAAGACAGUUGUGGAAGAUCCUUUAGAGGUUCAUUAUGUUGCAGUUGAGAUUACGGACGUGAACGAUCAUUCGCCCAGUUUUCCAGAGAAAAAGCAGAGAGUCGAAAUUGCAGAGAGCACCCAGCCGGGAGCGCGCUUCCAGUUACAAGCUGCGCGUGAUCCAGAUAUUAGUGCAAAUUCUGUGCGAUCUUACAAACUGAGCCAAAAUGAACAUUUUGACUUAGAAAUACGGGACAGGGGCGACGAAAAAAACCCAUUUCUGCUUUUACGGAGACCUCUGGAUAGAGAACACCAAGCUGAACAUAAUUUAACAUUAACAGCUGUUGACGGGGGUAGUCCGCCCAAAUCAGGAGUAUUAAAUAUUACUGUCACGGUUCUCGAUAACAACGACAAUCGCCCUGUGUUUAGCCAAGAGGUUUACACUGUUAACUUACAAGAAAAUGUGCCAGCGGAUACAGUUGUGAUGAAAGUUAAUGCUACUGAUAUUGACGAGGGGUUGAAUGGAGAAGUGCGAUAUAGCCUAGGUGGCAAUCUAAACAGUAAAGUUAAUAACAUUUUUGUGUUGGACAGUGUCUCAGGGGAAAUUAGAGUUAAGGAUAAUAUUGAUUUUGAAAAUGUUGAGGUGUACAGACUAGAUGUCUUUGCGUCCGAUAAGGGGACACCUCCAAUGACAGUAGACUGUAGAGUUAUAGUGAAAAUCUUAGAUGUGAACGAUAACACCCCUGAAAUAGAGAUUACGUCACUCUCUAAUAUUAUUCCGGAAGAUUCAAAACCUGGAACUGUAAUUUCGCUCAUUAGUGUGUCAGAUAAAGACUCUGGUGCAAACGGCAAAGUUGUAUGCACUUUGUCUUCUAAUGUGCCAUUUGAGCUCAAACCGUCUGUUCAACACAAUAUGUAUUCCUUAGUAUCCAAAACGUUUUUAGACAGAGAAGCCAUGUCUUAUUAUGAGAUCACAAUAGUUGCGACAGAUCUAGGUCAACCCCCUCUGACCUCAUUUAAAACUUUAACCGUACAGGUGUCUGAUGUGAAUGACAACAGCCCGGAAUUCAUUCAAAAUCCCCUCGAACUAUAUUUAAUGGAAAAUAACGUUCCAGGUGCAUCUGUCUUCUCAGUAACUGCGUUUGACAAAGAUGUGAAUGAUAAUGCUUUAAUUUCAUAUCAUCUAAUUAGAGGUGACGGGACGGAGAUUGACUUUGCUUCAUUCCUCAACAUUAAUUCAGAAACAGGCGUAAUUCAUGCCUUAAAAUGUUUUGACUUUGAAACUGUUAAAAAGUUCCAGUUUAAAGUUGCUGCUACAGAUUCUGGAAGUCCGUCUCUGAGCAGUAACGUGACAGUGAACGUGUUUAUACUGGAUCAGAACGACAACGUUCCUGUGAUCUUAUAUCCAGUCAGCGCUAACGGUUCUGCUGAGGGUGUGGAAGAGAUUCCCCGGAAUGUGAACGCUGGUCAUUUGGUGACUAAAGUCAGAGCCUAUGACGCAGAUAUAGGAUACAACGGCUGGUUAUUGUUUUCACUGCAGGAAGUGAGUGAGCACAGUCUCUUUAGUUUGGACCGCUAUACAGGACAGAUAAGAACCCUUCGCUCAUUCACAGAAACAGACGAGGCCCAGCAUAAACUGCUCAUACUGGUCAAAGACAAUGGGAACGUUUCACUCUCAGCAACAGCGACUGUGAUUGUCAAAGUUGUGGAGCCCAAAGAGGCUUUUGCAGCUUCUGAUGUUAAAAACGCAGUAAAAGACGAGGAGGAAAACGACGUGACAUUUUAUCUGAUCAUCACUUUGGGCUCGGUUUCAGUGCUUUUUGUCAUCAGCAUCAUCGUGUUGAUUGUGAUGCAGUGCUCGAAAUCUACAGACUAUUCGUCCAAGUAUUUACAGGACACAAAUUACGACGGGACUCUGUGUCACAGCAUCCAGUACAGAUCUGGAGACAAACGGUACAUGUUAGUUGGACCCAGAAUGAGUAUCGGCUCUACAAUAGCGCCAGGCAGUAAUAGGAAUACUCUAGUGAUACCAGAUCGCAGGAGGAGAGAUUCUGGAGAGGUAAGGAUAUCAUAA